Messenger RNA from Drosophila subobscura, 1852 nucleotides. It is a transcript of the gene IntS14, whose product is annotated as integrator complex subunit 14. Lineage: Eukaryota; Metazoa; Arthropoda; Insecta; Diptera; Drosophilidae. Bases 88 to 1851 code for a protein of 587 amino acids. The transcript has 2 exons. Gene Ontology annotation, biological process: snRNA 3'-end processing. Gene Ontology annotation, cellular component: integrator complex. The record is from RefSeq and is a predicted model, not a curated record.
UUCAGCUGGAGCGCAAGAAGUAGAAACGUAAACAAACGACGCUACGCUCGAGAAUAAAUACAUUUUGUGGUUUUAACAAUUUACAAAAUGCCCACAAUCAUAGCCGUCGAUGCAUCAAUUUCGAUGCUGCGCCAGGUGCCCGGCCGGAAUGAGCACACAUAUCUAUCGCUGGCCAUCAAGGGCAUUCAGCAUCUGCUGGACAAUUUCACGGCGGCCGGCAAACUGGAGCACCUUGCUCUGAUGUCGUACACCAUGACAGCGGAUCUGAGGGUGGAUUUCACGCGUGACUACGAUCAGAUACGACAGGCGGUAAAGAAGAUUGAGACUGUGGACAAGUCCUGUCUGUUGACGCUGCUCAAGACAUCCGUCAGCAUAAUGUCCACCUGGGGGGCACAGAAUGUGCUCCAGCUGGUGGUGUUCACCGACUGCGGUCUGGGCUUUUGCAGCACCUCGAUCAGUGGGUUCCUGGAAAGGUAUGCCGGCAAGGAAGCCGAUCCGGAGUACGCAUGGCUCCGCACGGUGGCCAAUUACAAUCUGAACUUCAUCUGCCUGGGACUGCACAGCGAUCUCUUUUUCACACGCGCUCUGGUCGUGUAUCAGCAGCUGCUGGAUGCUGCCGCACUGAAGGGUCAGCUGUUUAUGACGCCCGUCAAGAACCAGGAAACAAAUGAGGGAGGAAGCGCCGCCUCUGCGCCGAGUCACAAAAGCGAACUGGGACGCACGGCCGUCUUUGAGCUGAUUGAGCGUCUGUGCGAGACAAGCUACAAGUCCACGGAAGUCACGUUGAGGUGCGGCAGCUAUUUCCGCAUGGAGGCGCCCGUCCUCCUCUGGCCACCCACAACGCCGUACGAGCAGCCGGCAGUGCUGGGUGGCGUAGAGGCGCAGCUGCGACACAUUGAUCAGCGCAUCGAGGUGUGUGGCUUUCUGGCACUCUCCGACAUUGGCUCGCCGGCGACACUCAGUCGGCAUUGGGUGCUGCCAAAGGUGGAGCGUGAGAAGACAAGUCGUCGGUCGGCAGGCAUGGCUGCGGGCAUGGCGAAGCCAGCGAAACUCACGCUAGACACGAGCAAUCCCAACUAUGUGCUGGAGAGUCUGGAGCAGGACAUUCGUGAGUUUUACGCCAAGGACCCCAAGGACACCGAAGAGAGCGGCGACGAUGCGGAUGUCACGAUCGUGCUCAAGCACUCCACUGGCCCACAAACGGAGCAGCAGCGAGAGUCCCUCUGUGUCCUGCUGCACGGUGCUCUGAAAAUGGAGAACAUGGCCGCCCUGGUGCGAGUGGGCGAGAAGUGGUAUGGCUUCAUCUAUGCCUUCACCGAUGCCAAGAAGAAGUCCAAUCUGAUGCUGAACAUUCUGCCCCCGGGCUCGAAUGUCAUACCCUGGCUGGGAGAUCUGGAGCUGCUUGGCUUUGCCGAGGAUCUGGCACCCGGCGAAACAGCCAGCUUUCCGGUACGCGCCGAUCGUCGCUCCUACUCGCAGAGCAGCGUUGUGUGGAUACGGCAGGCGAGUCUGCAGUCCGACGUGCAGAAGGUGCUGCGACACGCCAAGAAGAUGCCCGACAAGACGCAGCACUUUUACAAGGAACUCAAUCGCAUUCGUCGUGCCGCGCUGGCGCUCGGUUUCGUCGAGCUGCUGGAGGCUCUGGCCAUGCUGCUCGAGAAGGAGUGCGCUCACCUCACACUGAAUGGCGCCAGCAACGAGUGCACGGUGCAGCUGCAGCACGCCGCAACGGAGCUGCGUAAAACCUCUAAUCGUGACAUCAAAUCCACAAUUGUGCCUCACCAAAAGGGUGGGGUGCCGGAUGUUAGCAGCUCAGCUGCCACUGCAUCCACAGCGGGUUAUAUGUAUUAAA